Messenger RNA from Cercospora beticola, 780 nucleotides. RefSeq names its product RTA1 domain-containing protein. NCBI's taxonomy places the organism in Eukaryota, Fungi, Ascomycota, Dothideomycetes, Mycosphaerellales, Mycosphaerellaceae. Gene Ontology annotation, cellular component: membrane. The record is from RefSeq and is a predicted model, not a curated record.
AUGUGCUGGCUGAAGACCUGGUACUUCAUUCCUUUCGUGAUGGGUUGUAUCAUGGAGACGUGUGGUUAUUAUGGCCGAUUUUGGCUCUCGCAAUCACCUUACGACUUCAGAGCUUACGUCCUCUACGACUUGCUUGUCUUGCCAGCACCGAUUUUCCUCGCAGCGACGAUGUAUAUGUCCAUAAGCAGGAUCGUGACAACUCUCGACGCUGCCGAGCUCUCGCCCAUCAGGCCUCGAUGGCUGAGCAAGAUCUUCGUCCUUGGAGACGUGGUCUGCUUCUUAGUGCAACUUUCUGGCACAGGCAUGACGAUCACGAUCGACAGCAAAAUACAGGAUAUUGGUCAAAAAGUGGUCGUGGUCGGGCUGGUUUUCCAAAUCGUGGUGUUUGUGGCUUUCAUCUGGAUCGUUUGCCUGUUUUUCCAGAGAUGCAGACAGCAGGCUGGAGCAGAUGGCUUGAAAUGGAAGCGCUUCAUUCUUGCACUAUUGGCGGGGAGCGUUUGCAUAGUGUUGCGUAAUCUGGUCGUUGGUAUCAAGCAUGCACAAGGAGGGGCUGGGUUUGUGGCGAGCCACGAGGUGUUUGCCUAUUUGUUCGAGGCAGUGCCCAUCUUCGUUGCGGUGUGCUUGUUGUUGGUCUACCAGCCGGGCAGACUCCAAAGGUCGAUGAAGGGAUUGAAAAUCAUCUCUCCGGAUGGCGAAGAGAUGCAAUUUGCGGAGAGAUCUGGCUUGGUUUCAGGGUCGGAUGAGAACCUCACUGGCGGAGCUGACUUUCAGCGGCGAUAG